AUGUUGAAGAGAUACUUUUCAUCUGGCCGUGUCGUCUGCUUACUGGCAAACUCCAGAAAAGCAGAUAGAAUAGGUGCUCAGCUUAUGAGCGAUCUCAAGCAAGUCAGCGGAAAUUCAAUAAAGUUCAUUGGAUCAGGCGGAGAAGGCAUGAUUAAAGAAGGCAUCACCCCAUUAUACAAUACUGACAUGUUCCACCCAAAGCCAAUGGUCCCAUUCAGGACAGCAUGGAUUGAAGAAAACAACUGGUGGGUCUGGAGCAAGCGAAACCCAAUGACUAAAUCAUAUACCAAGCCAAUGAGCGAAGUUCUCGCUUACAUUUCAAAAAACCAGAUUAUUGAUAAAAUUGCAGGAUUCAGACCAAGCGUUGUGCUUACUUUAGACCACGACCAGCUCAGCUUUAGGAUCCAUAGGCAGAUUGCUCAGUUGUAUGGAAAAACUAACCUUUCGAGGCCUAAGCAGGUCCAUUAUGGGAAUUUCGUCAAUAAAUAUCAGCCUUAUCAGUUAAGCUAUUUAGACCAUGUUCUAUAUACAAUGCCCCUCGAGCCUAUAAACUGGAAUAAAUUCAAAAUGCCAAGCACUUAUAUCGGACAGUCUGCAUUCGAGGAAACAUGUAGAUUCUUAUUAAGCAGAAAUGGAGGCGACCACUUGUUGACAGAAAACUCAAUUUUUAUGAAUAAAGACCACUUUUACUCAGAAAUGGAUCAAUACAUCGAAGCUGAAAGAAACACUUUUAGAGAAAAAUUCGGAAUUGCUAAAGAUGCAACUGUGCUAUUUUUAGCGCCUGGGAGCUUAGAAAGUGAGAUAGCGUGGAGCUUGCCAAUACUAAAUAAGACUGCUAAUGCUUUUAUAGAUGAAUAUGCAGCACCUUUUUCAAAGAGAUCAGAUGCAAUUCCAGUUGAAAAAUUCGUAGUAGUUAUUCCAACAACAGAAAAAACAAAAGCUUAUGUAGCUUCCCAUAUAAACUUUCUACUGUUUUGAGUAUUUUAAUAAAUAAGAUAGUAUUGAAAGAUAUUAUUAUAAAUUAUGCUGAUAUAAUAUAAAAAUAGAAUGAAUUAAUCUCUAUAGCAGGAAAGUAAGUGAAAGAGUCAAUAUCCAAGGCUGGAAAUGCCGUGUUCAGAUAGUUGACACUUGUGAGAACAGAAAAUCCGCUAUGGCUGGCAGUGAUCUCGCAAUCUGCUAUAACGGCGACAUUGUAACUGAAUGCUUUGUCAACCAACUUUCUACAAUAGUCAUCCAAAACAUGAAGAAAAUGGAAUUUUACUGUCUCCUGGCCUGGAAUAGAUUUACCAAUGACAUGAACAUUAUUGGGGACGGUAAUUUAUUCCCAGAAAUCAUUGAAGGACAAUGCCACCCACCUAAGCUUAUGCAGAUUCUCACUCAGUGGCAUGAAUCUCCACCACAUAAAUUCUGGCCACUUCAGCAAAUGGAGAUGUACCUGAAUAAAAUGCUGCCUAUAAAGAAAAUGGAUAUGGGAAUGGGAACGCACCAUGAAUACUUCUCACCAAGACUUUUAGCUGCGAAAACUGUUUAUGAGUUUGCACAACUGAACCCUGCAAGAGAAUUCCCAGAGAAUGAAAAUGUUUUUAUAAAAAAUCUCGUAGGCAAUCAGUAG
Molecule: messenger RNA, 1612 nt
Organism: Blepharisma stoltei
Lineage: Eukaryota; Ciliophora; Heterotrichea; Heterotrichida; Blepharismidae
Source: the annotation of a GenBank genome assembly